AUGCAGUUUAGGCCUAGAAUGUGUAGCUACAGUCUGAGAUGGUUCUACUCCAAGGGAGCUCUACUGGUCUUAAUUUGGACUAUUCUCGUGAUGUUAGCUGCCAUUACUUUGAUGAUGUUGUUUUUUGAUUCGUUUUUGACACAUGAAAAGCAUGUUUGGAACUUAAUUUUGUUUCUUCCACUUUGCUCAUAUCUUGUGUUUGCUCCUUUGUCUGGGUGGCUGGCUGAUGCGAGGUUCGGGAGCUACAAACUGAUUAGAGUUGGAUUUGUCUUAUUGUUUGUCUCAUCAAUUUGCUAUUGUGUUCUUGGUGUUGUAGUAUCUGAAGGAGUUCCAUUCAAUUCAGUUUUUGUGAAUGUUUUGGUUAUUUUAUCAUCCACUGUUACUGGCAUAGCAGUAUCUGUUUGCUUAGUUACUUCUAUUCAGCUUGGGUUGGAUCAAAUGCCUGAUGCCUCGAGCUCUAACAUUACCAGCUUUAUAGCUUGGUUCAUUUCUUGUAUUUGGUUUGGACUUUGGUUUUCUGAUAGUCUGUUUAGUAUUAUUCGUGCUUGUAUUGAUAGCAAUGCUCGUUCCAUGUUGAUGCAGUUUUGGAGUCUUGUUCCAGCUUUGUGUAUGGCGGUUGUGCUUAUCCUAGAUUUUGUAGUCGCUCCAAAAUUGAUCAUUAUUGAACCGAAGUCACCUCAGUCCUUGAAGACCAUCUACCAAGUUCUCAAGUUUGCUGCCAAGCACAAGGCUCCCCUCAAUCGCAGUGCUCUCACUUACUGGGAGGAAGACAUUCCUUCAAGAAUGGACCUUGCAAAAUCACGAUACGGAGGACCAUUCACUACGGAACAAGUUGAAGAUGUGAAGACUUUCUUUAAACUGUUCAUUGUAACUCUGCCUCUCUGGACUAUGAACAUUUCUCUCACACAAAUAGACUCCGUUUUUAACGCAACAGCUGUUGAUUUGUUCUCCUCUGUUUGUUUGAACCAGGUUGCUUACUACUUUACAUAUCAUGAUAUGUGGUGUUUGCUCAUCUGCAUUGUGUUGUACGAGUUCACCAUAUACCCGUUCAUCAAACACUAUCUACCCAGUAUCUUGAAGCGAAUUGGAAUUGUACUGUUUUGUGUGGUCCUCGUGAAUGCCAUAUUCCUAACAUGCACUAUUCUCGUUUACUGCGGUGUAGUCAAUUAUAACUCUGUCUUCUCGUAUUCGAAUAGGAUAUGCAUUUAUCUUUCUGUAAGUGCUUUAUUUACUUCGUCGCUGGAGUUAGUGUGUGCUCAAGCUCCAUACAGCAUGAGAGGACUAUUCUCUGGCUAUGUCGUCUUUGUGAUUUCUAUAAUAAUGCCAGGAAGUGUAGCACUAACUUUGGUAUCGAAUACGAUUUGUGAUCGGGAUUGUUCAAAUCUUAUCUGUUUUUCUGUCAAGCUUGCGUCUAGUUUGGUUGGAUUCAUUUCUCACUGCUUCUUGGCUCGCUGGUACAAGAGGAGAGUGAGAGACGAUGGUUUUGUGGCUCAGAGAAUUGUGGAGGAGGUCUACGAUCGAUAUCUAUCAAGCCCGUCAUAAAGUUAUCAGUGCACCUUUAUGUAUUUUGUGCUCUUUGCAUUUUGGUUCAAAGUAUUGUGUGUUCUUGUUUUGUAGUGGGGUGAUUGAUAGAUUUUUGAUGAGAAUCCAGGCUACUAUUUAGUAAUAAUUAUGACAUUGAUCAUGUUUAAUAUUGUGUCUGUAGUUCUAUUUUUUGCAAACGUAGCACCAUUCAUUUAAUUCAUGUACCUUGGUGGGGGAAAUUACUCUGUAUGUGCAUGCACAAUUGUUUGUGGGUGUCAUCAAACCGUAUAUGCUGAUCAGAGGGUCGGGCUACUAAAUAUUGGCAGAGAGGCGUUAUUUAGGCCUACUAACUAAUUCAGCAACCUUUCGUUCCAACAUCAAAAAUUCUUUUCAGCUGCACAAACUCGAUUUCAGCCAUGAGAAAGUCUUUCAAAAGCAGUAGCUAGCUGCUACCAGUAUGACAAUACAUGUAUUGCUGCCAUGUACAGAGACAUAGCCUCAAAGUUCACUGAGGCUACAAAUUGAGAGCGAUUCCUGAAGAUAGGCUGUAGAGGGAGGCUACUAUUUGAGUGCGGCCUUUAUACAAGAGCGGCCUCUGAGCAAGCAUAUACGGUAUAUAUGCUUAUAUAAGAUCCGGUAUAUAAGUUUUGAAUUUAUUGAUUUGCACACGUGUAAUGGAGGGAAGCGAUAUGCCUAGCUAUUCCUGGUGGCUGUAUUUAACCCAAAGCGCGUAGGUGUUGGCAAAUUUUUACAAGAAAUGAGUGAGAAAUCAUGUUUUUGUAGCUCAGAAAAUUAAUGGUGGAGGAAGUGCAUGAUUGAUGCCUACAUGUACAUGUGUCGAUCCCAGUCUAUGGAUAUCAACAGUUUGUAUUUUUCAAUAUUUUAUUUCUAUCCCGUUGAACUUGUAUUUGUUAUGUCAUCUGAUUAUACUCCAUUAGCGUAUAAGGUCAGUCAUUGUUUGAGCUUGCACAAACUUGAUUGUUAGCGUAUAAGGUCAGUCAUUGUUUGAGCUUGCACAAACUUGAUUGUUGCACAUGUAAAGUGUAUAGCCUACUGUUUUUCUCUGUCAUGGAUCUGCUAGCAUAUGACGUUGAUAGCACAGCUCUGUCUACUAAAGAAGCAAGCUAUUAUCAAACGAAGUUGACCAGUACAACACCUUGUAUAAAAGGAAACAACCAUGAAAUAUCAGUUCACAGAUCAGGAGAGCUGAGAAAAUGUCACUGUAAAAUAAGAUACAGAAUCAGAUGGUUUUCUUCAAAAGCAGCCUUCCUAGUUCUGUUUUGGAAUUUUCUGUUGAGUUACUCAACAGCUUCUCUUAAUAACUUGUAUCCAUCUUUUGGAGUGAACACAGUUCAAAGUGAUCUUUAUCGUAAUUUGGUAACCUUGGUUCCGUAUGUGUCCUGGACUGUCGUCGCACCUGUCAGCGGGUGGUUGGCGGACACUUACAUGGGAAGUUAUAGGGUAGCUAGGAUUGGAAUGUUACUGCUGUUUCUGUCUACAGUGAUAAACUGUGUGCUUUACCAGGUUACUGAUAAAGUACUUGAGUUUGACAGCCGAUUGUUUGUAUCCAUUCUCAUAAUUUCUAAUGCUAUUGGCUAUGCUGGACAAGCCGCUGUAUUGGUUACAUUGCUUAGUCUUGGAUUAAAUCAAAUGCCGGAUGCCUCCACCGAAAACAUUACUAGUUUUAUUGCAUGGUUCUUAUGCUCAAUUCAAGCUGGAUAUUGGUUGUGUGAUUCAACCAGCUAUAUUCCAGUCUCUUGUAUUAAUCCAUCCACUGAUUAUCUACGAGUAUGGGGCUUCUUUCCAGCACUGUCUGUGGGCAUUGUGUGCCUGUCUGAUAUUUUACUAUCACCAAAGUGGCUGAUUGUUGAGCCCAAGUCGCCCCAAUCUUUACUAAUCAUCUUUCAUGUCCUUAAGUUUGCUAAGCAACACAAAGCUCCCCUCAAUCGCAGUUCUCUCACCUACUGGGAAGAAGAUAUACCUUCAGGAAUUGACCUGGGUAAAUCCAAGUAUGGUGGACCAUACAGCACUGAGGAAGUUGAAGAUGUGAAGACAAUUUUGCGACUACUUGCUAUUAGUGUGCCGUUACUUUUCAUCAUGGUAGCCUUUUACCUCUGUCAAGACUCCUCAAUCAUACCGGAGACUAAGUCGUGUGUAGGUGCAUUUAUCACAUACAUCAUAGACAAUGAUAGUAAUACCUAUGUACUAGGAACGAUCAUUUACGAGUUUGCUAUAUAUCCCUUCAUUUCAAGUAUGUUUGAGUCGAGCAUACUAAAACGAAUUGGAUUAGCAUCAUUUUUAGUCACGCUGCUGAAUGUUAUUUAUCUUGGACUGUAUAUUGCCCAAAGUGUCAAUUCAGAAUUGACAUGGCCGUGGCUAAGCUAUCCUCAAGCCGCCGUUGCUGGGUUCUUGAAGGUCCUAUGGAUGACUUCAAUGCUAGAGCUGCUUUACGCACAGUCUCCAUAUAAAAUGCGUGGUGUUGUUUUGGGAUAUUUCUGGUUCUUGAACUUACUUUCGUACAUGCUGGUUGGUACGGCUAUUAUCCUUAUUGGGGGAGGGCACUCUAAUGUAGUGUACAGUGGUACUUCCACUGGUGUCAGUGUUGUCGGUCUGGGGUUAUACUGCGUUCUAGCCUGGAGGUACAAGAGGAGAGAGAGAGAUGACAUACCUACUCCACACAAAUGGGCGGAAGAUGCCUACGAUCGGUACUUAGGAGUUUCUACCUAGCUACAUUACAUUCGCGUUGUACAAAUUCUGUAUAUCAUUUUUUCUAAUUAAUGCAUGUAGACUAGAUAUAUUCAUGAUCGUAAUUUUCCAAUGUGUGUGUGUGGAAUGUGUAUGAAUUUUGUUUUAUUUGACCUCUGCAAAUAAGUUAAAUAAACAACUGUUUUCUUUAGUGAGAGUAGGCUUGUAAUAUAUUAUGUCGUUUACACGAAUGAGAGAGACUCUACCAGCUCAGGACAAAGGAAAACCAUUGGAGCAAUCUGAGGAGGCAGAUGACCGCUCUCCAAGGCUUAGUCGAUGUCCCAAGCCUAAAUUUCAACUGAGAAAAUUCUCCUCUAAAGCAGCUGUGUUAGUGCUCAUUUGGAACUUCCUAGUGAACUGUAUAUUUGGAUCGCUGGACAAUCUCAUUUAUCUGUUUCAUCUGAAUGAAGAAGCGUUUUCUAAUGUUUUCCCCUUCACAAUGUUGAUUAUUGUUGCCCUACUCUCUGGUUGGAUUGCAGACACUUACCUCGGACAUUACAGGACAGCCAAGAUUGGAUUUGUACUAUUGUUUGUAGCGUCUGUCUUGCAAUCAGUGCUUGUGAUAGCAAAGCAUUCGCCUGAUGAAAAUUACCCGCUUGGUUUGAGAAUUGGGUUGGUUGCGCCUACAGUGUCUCUAGGUUAUGGCAGCGCAGCUAUUCUAUUGGUCACCUUGCCUCAAAUCGGUCUAGAUCAAAUGCCUGAUUGCUUCGUCACAAACAUUACUAGUUUUAUUGCCUGGUUUGUCUUUUCAGUAUUUGCUGGUUUUUGGGUUAGUGAGUUUUCAACGACCAUAGUUGCAGUUUGUAUUGGGGACGAUUUAGCUACUGUCUGGAGCUUGUUUCCAGUGAUAUGCAUGUCGAUUGUUCUCAUCUCAGACUUUUUCUUAACUCCAAAAUGGCUAAUAAUUAAACCAAAAUCGCCGAAGUCACUAAAAAAUAUCUACCGUGUUUUGAAUUUUGCAUCUAAACACAAGUCUCCUGUUAACCGCAGUGCUCUGACAUACUGGGAGGAAGACAUACCCUCUAGAAUAGACCUGGGGAAGUCAAAAUAUGGUGGACCGUACACGAUAGAGCAAGUUGAAGAUGUGAAAACUCUCCUACAAAUCUUGGCUCUAACGACUCCCCUUUGGAUAACUCUUACGUCAUUUAACAUGUAUGGCAACACAAUGUCUCUAGCAGAUUUCAAUGGAACGGUUUUAGAUGAGCGAUGCUCGUCACAAGUCGCGCAGUACUUCACCUAUGAUUGGUACUUGGUUGCUAUGGUUCUCAUUGUGGUUUACGAGCUGGUGAUUUACCCGCUAUUUGGGCACAUAGUUACAAGCAGCAUUCGACGUAUUGGUGCAGCAACUGUGCUCACUGCAAUUUUGAACAUUCUUUGCAUAUUUCUGUCUAUUUACUACUAUUACACGAAUUAUAUUCCUGUUGUGGUAGCUUAUGGUCACACGUUCAGUGUGUGUCUGAUCGCCUUGUUGAUGUUGACUGCUUUAGUUGAGUUUGUGUCUGCUCAGUCUCCCUACAAUAUGCGUGGUCUCCUUCUUGGCUAUGUAUGGUGCAUCAAUUCUUUCACAUAUGCAAUCGCCAGCCUUGCCUAUUACAUGACACGUGACUUUGAAGAUAACCAAGUUGUGUUAUUAGUACACACUGUUAUAUCUGCUCUGCUCAGUCUAAUAGGGUUGGUAUCGUUCGGUCUGCUUGCUCGCUGGUAUACUGGGAGAGUUAGAGAUGACGUUACGACUCCUCAUAUGUGGGUGGAAGAAGUAUACGACCGAUAUCUCCCCGAAAAACCUGAUGUUAAUUGAUGUACAUGUAUGUCACAUACGCUCAAAAUUGUUUUUCCCUUGUCACCACCCUUAAUUAUAUAAAAAAAUGUUAUACCAAAUUCCAUGCUUUUUGUGUUGACAAAUUUUUUUGUUUCAUUUCUGUGUACUGGUGAUUUCUGGGGGGCAAAAUAUUCGGGAUUUUCGUGGUUGAACACUGGACCACGAAUAUUUUACCCAUAAAUGAAGCGA
Molecule: messenger RNA, 6277 nt
Organism: Halichondria panicea
Lineage: Eukaryota; Metazoa; Porifera; Demospongiae; Suberitida; Halichondriidae
Product: solute carrier family 15 member 4-like
Exons: 1
Coding region: 1-1542 (513 amino acids)
Biological process (GO): transmembrane transport
Cellular component (GO): membrane
Molecular function (GO): transmembrane transporter activity
Source: RefSeq, a predicted model, not a curated record